Etheostoma spectabile (orangethroat darter) is the source of this 3665-nucleotide messenger RNA. RefSeq names its product vasopressin V2 receptor. Gene Ontology annotation, cellular component: plasma membrane. Gene Ontology annotation, biological process: positive regulation of vasoconstriction; regulation of systemic arterial blood pressure by vasopressin; cellular response to hormone stimulus. The record is from RefSeq and is a predicted model, not a curated record. The coding region runs from base 186 to 1544 and encodes 452 amino acids. The transcript has 7 exons. Lineage: Eukaryota; Metazoa; Chordata; Actinopteri; Perciformes; Percidae. Gene Ontology annotation, molecular function: vasopressin receptor activity; peptide binding.
CGAGGAGGGGGGACGGGGAGGAAGACGGGAGGAGAAGGGGAGACAGGAGUCCGCAGCGUGAGUUGGCUGAGUAAUAAGCAAGAGGGGAACCCAGCAUGGAUGCAGCUAGUUUGUGCAACAGCAGAUCAGGUUGUCCUGGAUCCUACAGAUGCUUCACGGGACGCUGAGGACGAGGACGAGCCAACAUGUCAGUCUCCAUGGUAACGGACCCAUACCCGUCCAGUGGCUGGUCCGCGGUCUCUGUGACCCCGGCGGGUACCAACGUAACAGACUGGGAGCGUGACGCCGUCCUGGCGGUGGCCGAGGUGGUGGUGCUGGCCAUCAUCUUGGUGCUGGCGCUGCUCGGCAACGGGCUGGUGCUUGUGGUGUUGCUAAGGCGGAGAGGACAACACAACCCGCUGCACCAGUUCAUGCUCAACCUCUGUCUGGCCGACCUGGUGGUGGCGCUGUUCCAGGUGUUGCCCCAGCUGGUGUGGGAUGCUAAAGGCCGCUUCCCUGGCCCGGACUUCCUUUGUCGCCUGGUGAAAUACCUGCAGGUCCUCGGGAUGUUCGCCUCCUCCUACAUGAUCGUAGCCAUGACAAUGGACCGGCACUACGCCAUCUGCUGGCCCCUGCAGGCGCACCGCAGCGGCGCCACCCAACGCUGGAACAGCUUCAUCCUGCUGGCAUGGGGGCUGUCCCUGCUGCUCAGCCUGCCACAGGUUUUCAUCUUCUCCCGUUCAGAAGUGGCUCCAGGUGUCUACGAGUGUUGGGGCAACUUUGCUGAGUCGUGGGGCCUCAAAGCCUACGUGACCUGGAUGACCCUGGCUGUCUUCAUCCUCCCUGCCCUCGUCAUCACCGUCUGCCAGGUGCGAAUCUUCAUGGAGAUCCACAACAGUCUGCACCUGAAGUCCGAGCGCCGCCUGUCCCCCGCCUCCCUCUCUCCAGCCAAACGGGACUGCCAGAGAGCGGGAGGAGGAGACAGCCGAGGGACGUCCAGUCUCUCCCUGUAUGUUUCACCACUCGUGUUCAAGAACCCCAGAACUGACACCAGCUUGGACCCUGGAUCCAUCUGUCAGCACCUGCCCAUGGGUCAACUGGGGGCCAACAGCAUCAUGUCACAUUGUGAUCUUCACACAUACACUGUUCACCCAGUUGAGUUGAAGCCUGAUGUGAUGCCUGGCCCUGUAGCGGCCUCUGCUGUACGCUGCCGUUUGCCCAAAGCCCCCCCAGCCCGUGGUGGAGAGGUAUCAGCGGCCAUGUCAAAGACAGUGAAGAUGACGCUGGUCAUAGUGCUCGUCUACUCGCUCUGCUGGGCCCCGUUUUUCAGUGUCCAGCUGUGGGCCGCCUGGUACCCAGACCCAUCUCAGAAUGGUGCAGUGUUCACCCUGCUGAUGCUGCUGGCCAGUCUAAACUCGUGCACCAACCCUUGGAUCUACUCGGCCUUCUCCAGCAGCGUCUCCCCGGAGCUCCGCCUGCUGCUGCUCUGUCGCACCGCCUCACAGCGCCGGGGCUCGUUACCCAACGACUCCACCACUAGCGUUACACACAACUCCAACUGCUGAACAAUAACUACAUACUGAGACAACACAGUCAAAUGCAAAAUUCUGUAAUGAUGGGACACGUGAAUGAAAAGUCUGCAUAUUGUACCAUCUAUACAGUGUGCUACAAAACUAUAGCGCUUACUUUUCCACAUUGUUAUUUAAAGAAUAGUCUUCGACCUUUUGGGAAAUACACUUAACGCUUUCUAGCGGAGAGUUGCCUUUUAAUUGCCCAAGUCCUCGGUAGUCUUGUGGACGCCGAUUUAGGGUACUUGAACCUGUCCCUCUCCACCGAGGACUCGUUGAUAUGACUGGUCUAGUCUGUUAUUUUUUCAAGAAAGAGCUAAGCUAGCUCGUCGGGUGAAGUUAGCUAUAUAAGCGCGUAGCUAGCUAGCUAGUAGCUAACUAAUACGGCGAAUUCUUUUUUGUUUUGUUUUUAAACUUAGCUAGCUAGCAUUUGUAGGAAUUAAACAAACGAAAUAUAACUUAUUAAUUACCUAGUGAGCGUGGUGGGAGUAGGAUUUAGCUCACAAACAAGUUCAUGUUAAAUCUCGUUAGUAUUUAACACAAAAGUCUAAAAAUUAAAAAAACUUGUUUUUAUGUUGUGACGGAGUCUUGGCCCGACUUCCCAGAGAAAGAUUUACCACCUACCAGCACUUCUGACCAAUCUCUCAAGUUUACACAUUAACACAUUUUAUCUCAGGUAUAUUAAUCCGAAGAAAAAACUAUGUUUUAAGGAAGAUACACAGCUUAAAGAGACAUUUGUACCGGACUUUUUAUUGUCUUAACCGUCCGUUGCGAAGCAACCAGCAGAUGCUCCAACGUUAGCACUAGCUAGGCUGUAACUGCUCUUAUCCAAGAAAUAGUCGGGUACAUAACCCACGUAAAAACGUCAUGUUGGCGAUUUUAUACUUUUGUUUCGUACGGAGUAAUAUAAAGUUAUAAGUAAGAUAAACAAUUUGAAUUAGUUUAGAGGUACUGGUAACGCUAGGGUUUAUCUUGUCUGAAUAAUUUGCAGACAAAACCAAAUUAUUUCUUCAAGGAAGUCACUACCAGCCAAGAAAUAAUCUGACACAAACCCACAUAUAAAGCCACGUUGUUAAGUUUUUUAAAAUGUAAAUAUACACACACACGAAACAAUAUAUAUCGUGCCAAUAAUGUGCUUUUGAGGUGCUAGGAUGAUUUUGCUACAUUUGAUAGUGCCUGAAUAGCAGUUUUCAGUGAGCUAAUCGGAUGCUAGCAUAGUAGCAUCAUAUUGAUCCCUGAGCAAAGAAGCAAAUGACAAACAAGGCUAAUCAUAUUUUCCACAAUGUCAAACUAUUUCUUUAAGUACAGAGUGUAGAUACAAACUACUGUAAUACAUUUUAUCAAAUGUAAUUGCUCUAAAUGCAUGUUUGGGAAAUUUCUUCUUCAACAGAACAUAACAAAUGGGAUGUUUUAAAAAACAUUUAUUCAUUCUCUCAACAGCCAUUAAAACAGUCAUACACACCAAAAAAACUGCUACAACUAAAAAAAACAAAAAACAACCAUUUUCCAGAAACGUCACACAAUUUGUUUUUGUACACAAAGAUGUGCUGUGGCUAUGCAGUACCGUUUUCAAAAGCCCCCGCACUGGGGAAAUGUGUUUCAAUUAAAUGGUUUAGUUGCUGUCUUUCAAAGAGUCACCUUUCUUUUACAAAUAUUUGUAUAAAAAGGCAAAAUAACUGAAGGUUUUAGUCAGAGUAAAUCAAAGUCACCUGUUGAGUAACUAUAUAAUAUACCCAUAAUGUGAUAAGAGUCAGUCUGCUGGAUCUGAAGGAGAACCAGGGUCCAGAGCAGGGGAAUGAGGACCUACUGAGCCAGCAGGCCUGUCUCCGGCUAUUUUCUCUACUCCUUCCCCUCAAAUAUGAACCUGUCCACUCAGAAAUGUUCUUAAAAUUCACAUCCAUAUACAGGUGGCUACUUAAGGUGGAACGAGAGAGAAACUAUUCUCUCAUUGGUACCAACAAGCUUCUGUCAAAAUCAAAUACUUUUAGACAACAAUUUAACACUUUUAUCAAUUAGUUUGAAAACGAAUACAUUUGGUCAGUAAAGUUACUAAAUCCUCUUUCAAACAAACAAGUACCAUACAGUGUAAACACACUCUUUAACACAUUCAUUAAAAAA